AUGCGGGUAACGUUCAUGCAAAACCGAAAUCGGAGGACAAAAAUUCCUGGGUGCAGGAUUCGGUUUUUUGCGUCAGGUGCCGCUUUGGUGACGGUGUUCGUCUUUUUUACGCUUGCCCUUGGCUAUGCGACGGAGUUUUCAGAGACGGCGGAUCCAGGAAACACCGUGCCCGGGAGACAGCCGCAAACACAUGUGGCUGAGUUGGCAGUUUCGGCGUGGAACGUGUCGCUGGAGAUGGAAUCUGCGCGGAUGAAGAUUAGGGCGAGCAUAGAACUCUUUGCGGAGCGCCUUCACGAGUUGCGCGAGCAGUCACCGAAUAUCACAAACCUGAAUAAGAGCUGUCACUUUGCCUAUCCACUAAACAGGCGAAUCACCCGAUUUGAAUAUAAGAGUAAAAAUGCACGGGUGAAACAUAGUCUAACCCCCGUGGCAUUUUUUAAUGCACUUCAGCAGGAAGCUGAGAGUAGGGUAUUUGUCUUCUUUGAUUCGCUUCCAUGGAUUGUGAGGCAGACACCAGUGGUCCUAUCACCUCAGUUUGAUAUAAAGAAAAGGUUUGGGCUAUGGAGAGUCUUUUUUUGUUCCCCCUUGCCUAACAAACGUGAUAGCCGGGCACUCCCUAGCAGGAGUGAUGGGGAAUGGGCUUUGCCACUGGAUGAGGAGUACAGUGAGAGCCAAUUUCUGCGGCCACAACCCCCGCUGUACAUGGCUGUUUUUUUUAAUGCUGUGGUCUCCAACAGUUUUGUUAUCACAUGUGGUGGUAACGUGUACACGUGUGGAGGCUGUCUAAGACGUUGGCAUCUGCCAAUAAUUCAAAGUACAGAACAACUGGACUGGCGUGGCGUUGUCGUCGCCCUUUGCGAUGAGUGGUGCAAGGGAUAUUAUCACUUUACACAUGAGCAUUUGCCGCGUUUGGCGCUUGUGCAUAAAAUAUUACUUGAGCGAGAAGACGCGGUACUGGUGUUAUAUGCCCCCAUGAAAAGCUUCCACCGACAGUGGUUAAUCGAUGUUCUUGGUAUUCCUUCUGGUCGUAUUAUGCGUAAGACGCUUCCAGUGCAUGGGAAUUUGGUUCUUUAUCCCAUUCCAAAUGUUUGUGGGACGCCAUUUACACACUUGACGUACGCCCUACGUGACAUUGUCUUUGAACGACUCCAUUUGAUGCCUCCCCUUCCUGUCACGCAGCGGAAGCUUCGUCUUCUUUUUGCAGAACGCGCCAGGCUAUCGAGGAUGCCGUUCAAUUACCACAAGCUGAAGCAGCAGAUCUUGGAAGAAUAUGACGCACUCUUUGAAUUUCGCGCAUUAUCCGGCAAUUUGCAUGUGGCAGAGCAGAUACAUGCCUUUUACGAUGCAGACAUAGUUGUUGGCCCGCAUGGCUCCAAUCUCGCCAACGCGAUGUGGAUGCGCCAUGGCUCACAUUUGAUGGAAUUUAUUUCGUAUAGGUACGCCAACAUGUGCUAUCACACGACAGCGAGCAGCAUUAAUGUGACGUAUCAUGCCAUCUUUCAUAAUGCUUGGAAGGACGGGAAAUAUUUUCUAUCGUACGAAACGAUAAGGCGGCACAUCAACUAUGCGGUGGAGGCGCUGCUCAAGUCACAGUAA
Trypanosoma rangeli is the source of this 1596-nucleotide messenger RNA. Its product is annotated as glycosyltransferase. NCBI's taxonomy places the organism in Eukaryota, Euglenozoa, Kinetoplastea, Trypanosomatida, Trypanosomatidae. Gene Ontology annotation, molecular function: glycosyltransferase activity. The record is from RefSeq and is a predicted model, not a curated record. Bases 1 to 1596 code for a protein of 531 amino acids. The transcript has a single exon.